Messenger RNA from Coffea eugenioides, 1632 nucleotides. RefSeq names its product protein ROOT HAIR DEFECTIVE 3 homolog 1-like. The transcript is spliced from 14 exons. Gene Ontology annotation, molecular function: GTPase activity; GTP binding. Gene Ontology annotation, biological process: endoplasmic reticulum membrane fusion. Bases 1 to 1278 code for a protein of 425 amino acids. Gene Ontology annotation, cellular component: endoplasmic reticulum. The record is from RefSeq and is a predicted model, not a curated record. NCBI's taxonomy places the organism in Eukaryota, Viridiplantae, Streptophyta, Magnoliopsida, Gentianales, Rubiaceae.
AUGACAAAAUGCCCAUCACCAAGUCGUGGCUCUCCAAUUCUUGUUAUUGACACAGAGGGUAGUGAUGGCUAUGAGCGAGGGGAGGAUGUCACAUUUGAGAAACAAACAGCGCUUUUUUCCUUGGCUGUCUCAAACACAGUUAUAAUGAACAUGAAACCUGACAGUGUUAAUCUUCAUAACGGCGGGGGACGGUCACUUUUACAAACUGUAUUCAAGGUGAUGAUUCGAAAAUUUAAAACUCCAAGAAAAGUGAAUCUAGUCUUUGUCCUUCGUGAUGAAAACCAGGUCCCAUUGCCCAAGUUGAAAAAGCAGUUGGUGGCUGGACUUCGAAAGAUUAAAGUGGUAACAUUGCCUCAUCAUUUGCACCAGGAGAAGGAGUUCCGUGAUAAGGUGGAUUCCCUUAAAAAACGGAUUAUGCGCUGGACUACAUCUGGUGAGAGGAUUGCAGCUUCAGGUUUUGUUCGUUUUGCCCAAAACAUCUGGCGUGAUAUUAAGGAGGACAAGGACCUUGACUUACCACAACACAGAAUCAUGGUUUCUAGAGUACGCUGCAAAGAAAUUGCUGACGAGAAGUAUCAGAGUUUUUGUAAAAAUAAGUCCUGGACUAAGAUAAAGCAGCAGGUUGAAGAGAGGACUAAGACAAAGAAGCAGGUUGGAGUGUCUCCUGAACUCGAACUACACUUUGGAGAGAAUGUCAGUUCAAUUUGCGAGUCGUAUUUAUCCCAGUAUGAUGCUGAUACUCAACAUUAUCAUCAAACUAAAAGGGACAAAUAUAAGCAGCAACUGACUGACAAUUUAUUGAAGGAAAUUGAGCCAAUCUACCAGUCUCUGGUGAAGCACAUGUACCAGGCAACUCUACAAAUGUUCACGGAAGCCGCUCUAAAAGAGAUAGAAAAGACGCAUGCCCUGUCUACUCUGCAAGCCCACAAUUUCAUCACUAAAUUCAAGAAUCAGCUCAAAGAUGCUGCCAUCAGACCAGCAAACUUGGAUUACGAAAAAAAACUAGUUGCCGAAAUGAAGUCAGAAAUGGAUAAAAUCAUAGGAAGUUUUCAAGCAAUUAUUGAAAUGCAAAAGAAAGACCGACAAAAAUUCUGGGAAAAAGUUGUGAUGAUUGGGGCUCAUACGUUGAUUGUUGCCGUCAGCGCAACUGUAAUGGCUUUGGUACCUGGACAUGGAACAGCCAUAGGCGUUUCACCACUCAUGGCUUCCGCUUUGCUGAUCAUUAAAAUUCUAAUGAAGAGAAAUCAGAGAGCUCAAAAGGUCUUGUUACCGCCAUGACUUCUAUACUGAAAGAAGCAUAACAGAGAAAUGGUUCGAGGACAAAGCUCAUAUCCUGAAUCUGAAUUAAGUUUGCGAAUGGGUUUCUUGUGCCAGGUUUACGACGCUGAUUGCUAUCCGAGAAUGGCCAAGACCAUGUUGUGGUUGUCCAUCCGCUUGAUUUGCUCAGUUUUAAGUACUACUUACUUUUCAAGACAUCGACAUUCUUGGUUUUGACUAGUUUGGGAAGUUGGGCAAUACAGGAGAGUUUGAACUAGCUUUUGCUAUUAUUCAGGCUGUACAUUUAUUUCCUGAUUAUGUCCAUUUGUUCUUCGGUUCAAUGCAAACCACACGAGACAAUUAAACUUGCAAUUA